Messenger RNA from Symbiodinium sp. CCMP2592, 1629 nucleotides. The record is from the annotation of a GenBank genome assembly. NCBI's taxonomy places the organism in Eukaryota, Dinophyceae, Suessiales, Symbiodiniaceae.
AUGGAGAGCACGCAGAACACGGUGCUUCUGGUUUGCAUUCCAAUCCUGCAGGCCUUGACCGCCGCCAAAGUCUUAUUCGCUGCUGGCAGGUACAUCAGACGAACCUGGGAUGGACGGCCGCUGCGGCUUUUCCGGGCAUGUGGCUCUUGGCUAGCACUGCAUCUGGGUUUAAGUUCGUCAGAGUCUGGCAGGAAAGCAGCUGAGGCUUUCCACGCCAUGCAGUGCCAAAUGCUCAUCUACGCCCUGCAGGUCAUCAUGGCCAUGGCGCUAGCACGCUUCGUGUUUGCUCAGAUGUAUCUUCUUGCAGGGGAGCCCCCACCGGUUGCGUCUCUGGACCUCUCUCUGGUGUUCGUUCACUUCAUAGCGCUUUUCCUGACAACUUGCCCAAGGCUCGUGACGCCUCGAAGUCUUGACGUCUGGUAUGUGGUUCUGCAGACGCUCUUUGCUCUGGCUUUUCUGAAUGUCGGUCCCAGGGACGUCGUGACUUUGUCCAACUGGACCUUCGUUCUCCGUGUGCUGCUCGGCCUCGCAGUAAAGCGCGGCUGGUUGGCACUGCUGGGGAAUGCUGUUUGCUCUGUGUUGGUCAUGCGCAUCCUCGGCUUUCAAACCGAAAGCGCACUGUUCUCUGCGGAGAUCACAAAGCUGAGCUUCCUGCUGCUUUGUGUUUUCUCCGUCCGCCAGCUGGCUUACCGAGACGCCAGGUCUGGCCUGGAUUUGAAGACGCGGACCAUCGAACUGGAGGCAGUCACCUCUCUGCUGCGUGGCUUCUGCGAUGCAGUCGUGGAAGUCGACAAUCACCUGAAUAUCGUUGGUGACUCGCGGCAGCUGUCGACAAUGCUCCUCCGUGAGUGUUCCACCACUGUGGGCUGCCUCGGCGAGAAGCCCUUCUUGGAGCUCUUCUGUGCCGAUGAUCGGGAUCAUCUGCAUGAAUGCUUCUCUGCUGUCAACCACGGAUCCUCGCACACGCAAGCGCUGAAUGCGCGGCUGCUGGACAGCGUUGGCAGCAGCGUCAAGGUUGAGUUACUCCACAUCCAGUUUCUGACGGCAGACAAAGAGACCCACAGACUGAUUGGCGUGCGCGAGUUUCAAGACCUCCAUGAUGCUGCUCCGGAUCAGCUUCCCGUCUACGGCGUUCCCAGCUCCGCCGCUGACGUUGCUGAUCAGAAGGAACACAAAGAAGGCAAGCGGGACCGCAACUCGGGGAAAAAGGACAGCGAGCGAAUGUGGCUCCUGUUCGAUGUGGGGACUUUUGGCAUCCUGUCCAUGGAUCCAAAGCUGGAAGACCUGUGCAAGAAGUGCAAAGGCACGUCGAAAGAGCUGAGCAUCUUCGACGUCAGCACAGAUCUGAACUCGGCGAAGUUGUCGCAGACGAUCCAGGACACCAUCAACCUGCACUCUGAACCCGACGGCUCACCUGCUUCGAUCCCCGCAGUGGAUCUUGGUGCGCACACCCUUCUGGGCUCCGUGCAGGUGCAGUCGACAGUGCACCUGGAGUUUGACGAGUUUAUCAACAGAUAUGUGGGCACGCUCUUCGCACACCAGUCGUCACAUGGCCGGUUCCGGCUGACCAAGGCCAACGUCGAUCGCCUCGAUGAUCUGCACCGAAAAAGACUCUCAGAUAAGAUCUGA